Messenger RNA from Chroicocephalus ridibundus (black-headed gull), 2784 nucleotides. RefSeq names its product sestrin-3-like. Gene Ontology annotation, cellular component: nucleus. The record is from RefSeq and is a predicted model, not a curated record. Gene Ontology annotation, biological process: positive regulation of macroautophagy; cellular response to leucine starvation; negative regulation of TORC1 signaling. Bases 115 to 1461 code for a protein of 448 amino acids. Gene Ontology annotation, molecular function: L-leucine binding; oxidoreductase activity, acting on peroxide as acceptor. Lineage: Eukaryota; Metazoa; Chordata; Aves; Charadriiformes; Laridae. The transcript has 9 exons.
CACGCCCCCCCGCCGCCCGGCUGCAGCGGUGCCCGGCUCGGCGCCGGCGGGACCGGACCGGACGGGGCGGGCUGGUCCGGCACCGGUACCGGCACCUCACGGCACGGGCUCACCAUGAUCGUGUGUCCCCAGAGCGUGGAGCACCCCCGAGGAAGCCGGUGCCAGCGGCUGCCGGGGCAGGUAGUGAAGAUGUCUGGCAAUGACCCCGAGCGUCCCCAGUUCCUCUUCGUGAAGGUGCUGGCGAGCCGGGGGCGGCUGGAGGCGGUGACGCAGCAGAUGGGCUACCACCCGCAGUACCUCGAGAGCUUCCUCAAGACGCAGCACUACCUACUGCACAUGGACGGCCCACUGCCCUUCGACUGCCGGCACUACAUCGCCAUCAUGGCGGCCGCCCGGCACCAGUGCCGCUACCUGGUGAACCUGCACGUGCUGCAGUUCCUGCGGGCGGGGGGUGAUCCCCAGUGGCUGCGCGGCCUCGACUUCAUCCCUCCCAAACUCCGCAACCUCAACGAGAUCAACAAGAUCCUGGCGCACAGGCCAUGGCUCAUCACCAAGGACCACAUUGAGAAGCUGCUGAAAAUCAGCGAGUGGAGCUGGUCGCUGGCGGAGCUGGUGCACGCCGUCGUCCUCCUGGCACACUGCCACGCACUCGCCAGCUUUGUCUUCGGCUGCGGCUGCGAGCAGGAUGAGGGGCCGGGGGGCCGGGGCUCGCUGAAGUCCUUAUCACCCGGGAACCAGUGCUUCUGCGAAGCCACCGCCGCCAACAGCUGCAGCCAGGAGCUGCUGCGCAUCAACCGCAAGCGGUCCCUGGACUCCUGCAUGGAGCUGGAUUCCCUCCGGGAACGCAUGCAGCGGAUCCAUGUGGAGACCGAGGGCAGGGAGGAGACGAGGCUGCUGCAGCAGGAGCGAGAGGAAGACGCCGAUGGGGAAGUCACCGGUGCCACCAACCUUGCAUGCUACAUGCAGGACCCUGACUUUGGAUACCAGGACUUUGCCCGGCGCGACGAGGAUCAGACGCAGGUAUUCAGAGUCCAGGAUUACUCCUGGGAAGACCACGGCUUCUCGCUGGUCAACCGGCUGUACUCUGACAUUGGGCAUCUCCUGGAUGAGAAGUUUCGGAUGGUGGAUGGUCUGCAAAGCAGUGCCAUGGCCAAGCGGCAGGGCUGCGAACCCUCCGUCUUCAAGCGGGGCAUCUGGAACUACAUCCACUGCAUGUUCGGCAUUAGGUACGACGACUACGACUACGCGGAAGUGAAUCAGCUCCUGGAGCGAAUGCUCAAAGUUUACAUUAAAACUGUAACCUGCUACCCAGAGAAGACAAACUCGGAAAUGUUUGACAGGUUCUGGAAGCAGUUCAAGCACAGUGAAAAGGUCCACGUGAACCUGCUCAUCCUGGAAGCCCGAAUGCAGGCAGAGCUGCUGUACGCGCUGCAGGCCAUCACCCAGUACAUGAUCUCCUAGAAUGGCGGGGAGCUGCGCUGCGGCAGGGCCGGGCAGCGUCCUCUCCCUGGACUCGUGCGUGACCCGUCGCGCUGGGAUGGACAGCGAGGGAUUACUCCAUUUAGUUUACUUGACUGUCUUGUUCCUUCCCCCCCAAACCACCCCCCACACACACCUUGUGGGGCUCGCUGAGUGGCCCCGUGACGUGCAAUUACCAAACUGUGAGGGAAGUGCGUGCUGCUGAGAUGUCAGUGUGAUGCUGGAGACUUGAACACGGCUGAGGAGGACUGCCAAAGAUGGGGAGAGGGAGGCGGGAGGGGACUGGGGCCAGUUUAGAGGGAUGGCCCCCACCACCAGGAGCAGAAGCUUCUCGCCUGGCUGCUGUGGGAGCCUCGGCCACCGCAGGGAGGGCAGAGCUGGCUUCCUUCCCUCUGCUGCAGUGGCUGCCCUGCCUGCGAGCCACCCUCCAGCGCCCGGCCUCAGCGGGGUGCUGCAUCUCGCUCGGGGCCGGCGGGGCAGCUCCCAGGUGCGUUGCAGUGUCCUGAGGUGGGAGAAGCACCAGCUCCGAGAGAGGGCCCUUCCCCAGCCUGGGAUGGGAUGGGGACGCGCUUGCGGCCCGUGUGUCCCCUCCUUUAGGUCGAUGUGCCAAACCCCCUCGGGGAUGGACGAGCGAUGCCCCAGGCGCAUGCCAAACUGUGAAGCUUUUUCUGGCAGGGUGCUCUGCCUUCUCCGACAGCGGGGUGAGGAGGUCUCUGACAGCGUUCAGGUUCGAGGUUGGUUUCUGUGGGAGCCUUUGGGCAGCCCUUGGGGAGCUUGCCCCAAACCCCUUCCUCUGCCUCCCAUCAGGCAGCGGAGGGGCAGGAGGAACAAGGGAGGCUUCCUGAAUUAACGCGGCUCCUAUCUUCUUGCCACCAUGACAGGGCUGAGGUCCUGUUCCCAGCCACUUGCUGGUUAACAGCAUGGUGGAGGAUGCAGGUGAGCUAGGGGCAGCUUCUCCUAGACCCUGGGCUGGGGGGGAGGCCGUGGGCUGGCCCCCUUUGAACAGAGGCAGCCAGUGGCCGAGCCUUGCCCUCUGCCCGCACCACCGCUCCCCAGCAUGCCACAGCCCUGGGGCGGGGAUGGGACAUGAGGGACCCAGCGCAGGCCCUGGAGAGCCACCACGAAAGGGGAUCGAGGCCACCCAGGAGAAAGGGGAGCCUGAAGCAAGGGCAGCCGUCGAGUCAGCCCAGCGCACGCUGCUUCAGUCGACCUGUUUACUGCGUAAAUGUACGGGGAGAAAAACUUGUGUAUGGAAGCUACAGAAAAAGCCUAUUUUUGCUAUAAAUAUAUUAUGUUUGACAUGGA